AUGGUCGCGCACAGCACACUAUUCGCCCUGCUAUCUCUAGCACUGUUCGUCAGUCUAGCAGCCGGCGCAGCAAUCCCAUUCUCGCACCUUCAACCGGAAGACGAAAAAGCCUCAACUCCAGUUGAGGCCGCGUCAUGGCCAGCGCUUAGAUCAACCGAGUCCGGCGAUAACGAAACCCUCGCCAAACGAGCCCCCUUCUACUUCCCAGAAACAGUGCCCGACGCCGAAGAAAUUGCCAGCAGACUCACAUCAAUGCGCGAGGCGGGGUUUGUCGCAGACUCCCAGACACAAAAAUCAAUGGGAGUACCGGAUCCAGGGAUGGAUACUCAUGCACGGAUACUUCCUAUCCAGGACACUAUGUCCGAGCUAUCGGCUUAUGCGGAGCCGUGCUCACCAAAGCUUUUGCCUCCCAUGGCCUUCCUUAUCUUCGCCGCGUGCGCUACCUGCGUCACCACAGUCGUCCGAAAAAUCAACUGCAAGCACUGA
Messenger RNA from Penicillium cinerascens, 486 nucleotides. RefSeq lists its product as uncharacterized. The record is from RefSeq and is a predicted model, not a curated record. The transcript has a single exon. Lineage: Eukaryota; Fungi; Ascomycota; Eurotiomycetes; Eurotiales; Aspergillaceae. The coding region runs from base 1 to 486 and encodes 161 amino acids.